This is a messenger RNA of Wasmannia auropunctata (little fire ant), 2363 nucleotides long. It is a transcript of the gene Nadk2, whose product is annotated as NAD kinase 2, mitochondrial. Gene Ontology annotation, molecular function: NAD+ kinase activity. Gene Ontology annotation, biological process: NAD+ metabolic process; NADP+ biosynthetic process. The record is from RefSeq and is a predicted model, not a curated record. The transcript is spliced from 6 exons. Gene Ontology annotation, cellular component: mitochondrion. Bases 584 to 1807 code for a protein of 407 amino acids. NCBI's taxonomy places the organism in Eukaryota, Metazoa, Arthropoda, Insecta, Hymenoptera, Formicidae.
UCGACGACUCGCGGAUCGCACGCGACUCGGCCAGGUGUUCUCGCCGAACGGUUUCUCGCGUCACAAAUUCCUAUUCUAUAUUGUUGUAUUCCACGUUCGUGGUUCGUCGCGUUUGUACGUACCUCUCGAAAGAAACGACCGAUAAGAAGUAAUCAUCGGUUUAUCCCGGUUGUGAAACGGGGAUCAGGAAACAUCGACAUACACCUCAAAACGGGUUUUUCUGUCUCGUUUCCAUCUUUUUUUCGAGCAAAACUUAAAUGUAUAUACAAACGUGAAUGUAAAUACCGUCCCGUUUUCAAGUACGAAAAGUGUAAGAAGGUGCAGCCUGUCAUCACUUUAUUCCCGCACAGAUUUGCAUACUCACGAUACUGCGAUAAAAUUGGCAUAACCUUUCUGGAAAAGAAACGAUCGUUUACGAGGAAAGAUCAACUUAUCGCUCCGAAUACAUUAAAAUGCUAUUUUAUAAAUUAUGACACAUAAUAUAAUGGAGAGAGCAGUAUAUUCUUAUGACAUUUUAAUGACAGCUCUCGAUUCUCAUAAUUGUUUUUUAUCGCGUGAUUAGGCAAUACUAUUUCAAGUAGAUAUGCAUCAGGUCAAAGGAACGCUGCAGCUUUUACAAUCUCCAUCUGCCAAUGUACACAGAAGUCUGCGCUUUCUCUUUCGAAAUGAAUCUAGUUUCGUGCCUAGGAAGAUACUUGUCGUGGCAAAAUUGUCCCGGUAUCAUUUCGAAAGAUUACGGGAACCCAAGCUCAGCGAGGCCCAGCUGAAGGUGAAACUGCUAGAAAGAGGUUCGGAUUAUGAUACCAUGCUCGCCAGCCACAUGGCCACCAAAGCUGUGGAAAAUCAAGUUGUCCAGAUCUUGCAAAAGAUGAAUGUAGAGUAUAAGAUAAUAGAUAGGACAAAUUUAGAUCAUUCGCUGUUUACAUGGGCGGACUUAGUGCUGCCGGUCGGCGGCGACGGAACGUUUCUCCUAGCCUCGAAUUUAAUAUUUAACGACAAGAAACCUGUAAUGGGCAUUAAUUCGUAUCCUCAGAAGUCGGAAGGCUACCUCCUAUUGCCGGCGAAAUAUACGAAUGCCAUACCAGAAAUUUUCGAAAAGCUGAGAGCAGGGCACUACAGUAUACUCAUGCGAAGACGAAUUCGGAUCACUUUAAAGGGAGAAGAAAUAUGGCAAGCUCCCUUUCACAUGCAUGAGAAAGGGCGCAUCGUUGGCAGCGACAGAUUUUAUAUGAACGAGAGGUUUGUAAACCAGCACAGCGUACCAACAGAAUUACCGACAGAAAGGCGUCUACCUUGGUUGGCGCUUAACGAAGUUUUCAUGGGUGAAACGUUAUCGGCACGGACGAGUUCCUUACUUAUAAAGUUCGACGAGGAGCGGAAGUAUCACAAGGUGAAGGGCUCCGGUUUGUGCGUGAGCACUGGAACGGGAUCGACGUCUUGGUACAAAUCUAUACACAGCUUGAAUCAUCAAACCGUGCGGGAAAUAUUAAGCUUCGUAGAUAAGCGGAAAUUUACCAAUGACGAAAUUGAUGCGAUCUGUUCGACGUUCAAUAACAGCUUGCGGUUCGAUGCAGAGGAUUCCAAACUGUGUUAUUCCAUAAGAGAUAUGAUAAUGACCAAUGCAGUACCCGUUCCGAAAGACGUGUACACUCGCGGCUUCUGCAGAAAAGUCACCGUGAAAUCACAAUGCUUCGAUGCAGGUUUAGUUCUGGACGGUGGAAUAGCGGUCCCCUUCAACUUCGGCACCAUCGCGGAAAUAGAAACUUUUCGCGAGGAUUCUUUGCGAACUGUCAGUCUUCUUGAUUGAAUUGAUGAUUUUUAACGGAUCAGGUCAUUCGAGCAUUUGUGAUAACGCAAAUACGAAAUUUUUAACUAUGUAAAUAUCACCCCCAUAUUUUUUUAUUAAAAUUUCUGUGGAUAAACAUUUCUAAUAUAACAUAUAGAUAUUUAAUGGGAACAGGCUAUUGUAGAGGCUAUUGAAAUAAUUUAAUAAUUUGUUAGAAUUCGGGUUUUAACAGGAUUUUUCGAAGAAAACAAGCAAACUUAAUUUAAAAAAAAGAAAUUUUUGUUGAAUUGUCAUAAUAACACCAUAAAUGUCUUUUAAGACUAAAUCUAUCAAUAUGUAACAUAUAUUUGAGAUUUUAGUGUAUCAUAUGUUAUUAUUACUGUAAGUUGACAUACCUACAUAAAUACCAAAUAUUCGCAUUUGUAAGCUAGUAUGAAAAAAACAUACCAGAUUGUUACUAUUUUUUUUUAUAUACAUUUAGAAUAUUUUAGUAUACAUAAAUAGACGAACAGUUUUAUAUAUAUCAAUGUAUCUAUUCAACUCAUAUGAAUAAACUUAAAUGCAUUUUAUGUGAUAA